AUGUCCAAGUCAGGCGUUGUGAAGAACUGGAAUGACGACAAGGGCUUUGGCUUCAUAGGCCCGGAUGAUGGAAGCGAAGAUUUGUUCUGCCACACGUCCUCCUUGCAAGGGUGCAAGGGCCUCGGCAAGGGAGACAACGUGCGCUUCGAUGCAGAGUACGACGAUCGCAAGGGCAAGAUGCGGGCCGUGAAUGUCUCCCUGGAGGGUGGUGGCGGCGGGGGCGGUGGCGGACGUGGCUACGACCGCGAUGAUCGUCGUGGAGGCUACGAUCGCCGUGACGAUCGCCGAGACGAUCGCAGGGACUACGACCGCCGCGAUGAUCGCCGUGAUCGCGACUAUGACCGCCGAGAUGACCGCCGGGAUGACCGCCGAGAUGACCGUGGCGGCGGCGGUAAGGGCAAGGGCGGCAAAGGUGAUCGCUUCGGAGGGGACACACGAGGUGAUGACAUUAGCAAUGGUGGCAAUCGCCACCUGACGGCUCGUGAGCUGUUUAUGCG
Messenger RNA from Symbiodinium pilosum, 497 nucleotides. The record is from the annotation of a GenBank genome assembly. NCBI's taxonomy places the organism in Eukaryota, Dinophyceae, Suessiales, Symbiodiniaceae.